AUGUCCUGCUCGGGUUUCUCCGCUUCAUGCGACUGUGAGAGCAGAUGGAUAAUAUUGCCGCACACUCGGAGAGACCUUUCAGAAAAUAGGUUUGGCUUCAACCCCGUGGUCAUGAUUAUGGAAAGUGGACGACAGCUACAAGCUGGAGCAUUUAUUCUAGGUGUGCUAGCUCACAGCCUCUACUUUCGCUCUGGCGAACACCAUCUCUAUCCCAUUCGGUAUCUAUACACGUAUGGUGGCUUGUCGAUACUAAUUGCUGCAACAAUUCAUUAUGCACAAAAAAUUUCAUUUACACGAGCAAGCACCGCAUCUCUGAGCCUAAUGGCUACACAUCUGCUGGGCCUAUACUGCAGCCUCAUCAUUUACAGGGUGUUUCUUCAUCCGCUCGGACGGUUGCCCGGCCCCCUAGGUGCACGUCUAUCUGGGUUCUGGCUACCAGCAAAGCUUCUUCACCAACCCCUCUACCAGGUCCUCGAAGAGCUGCAUAAGGAGUACGGACAAUUUGUGCGCAUAGGCCCAUCUGAUCUCUCCAUAAUCCACCCCGAUGCCGUAAAUAUCAUCUAUGGAUUCAAGUCCGCCUGCACUAAAGCGCCCUUCUAUGAUCUCGGUGCACCAGUGCAAUCGCUACAUGCAUAUCGAGAUAAGAAAGCUCAUGAUCAACGACGGAGAGUAUGGAGUCUAGGUUUCAGCGAUAAAUCACUUCGAGCAUACGAAAAACGCAUUCAAGUCUAUCGACAAAAGCUCAUCGAUCUUUUAAACUCGGCCGCUGGUGAUCAAGCCAUUAACAUCAGCAAUUAUCUCACAUGGUACAGCUACGAUGUGAUGGGCGACUUAGCUUUCGGUAGAACUUUCGGCAUGUUAGAUGCUAGUGCCAACCACUGGGCAAUACAGAUAUUGAAUGAUUUGCUCAAACCGUUAGAAUACUCCGUGCCUAUUUGGGCCCUUCGGCUGCUGGGCUCGACACCGGGGAUGAACAAGGAUGCUUUGAGAUAUGAGGAGUUUAGCCAUCAGCGCUUGAAGACGAGAAUGAGGGAAACGCCCGAAAUACCCGAUAUCAGCUCGUCGCUGCUCGUGGAGUUGCAAGGACGAGCACCUACAACUGAAGAAUUCCAUCAGUUACUUGGGGAUGUUGAAUUGAUAAUUGCAGCAGGGAGUGACACUACCGCAGCAGCUCUAAUCACCGUUAUCUACGAGCUGGCUAAACACCCAGUACACGUAAAGAUGAUCCGCGAGGAGCUAAGCCUAUGUGCUGUUGAGCCUAGCGGGGAGUAUAUGCACGAGAAAAUAGCAGGCUUAAGACAUCUCAAUGGGUUUAUCAACGAGGUGCUCCGUCUACAUCCUCCAAUUGGAAGCAUUAUUCCUAGAAAGACACCACCGGAGGGCAUCAUGAUCGGUGACACCUACAUACCAGGAAACAUGACAGUCUCUUGCCCGCAAUGGGUUAUUGGAAGAUCCGAUGUCUUCUACGAGAAUGCAAAUCGGCUCCUCCCUGAGAGGUGGUACAAAUACCCUGAGGCGAUGAAGUAUAAAUCUGCCUAUGCUCCUUUCUUACUCGGUGGGGAGGAGGCGCUACCGCCACACCAGUUAGGCUUCCUCCACACCAGCCUUCGCUCAUGCUACACCCUCCGCCUAUCUUAUAAGCCGCUAGCGCUCAUGAACAUGAGGACAACUGUUGCCCGUAUAACAAUGACAUUUGAUUUGCAAUUGCCAUCGAACGAUGACGGCACAUUGCUCGAUAAGCAUAUGAAGGAACAUUUCUCUAGCUACGUCGAAGGCGUCUACAUCUUCUUUAAGAACUUGUAG
Molecule: messenger RNA, 1803 nt
Organism: Aspergillus eucalypticola CBS 122712
Lineage: Eukaryota; Fungi; Ascomycota; Eurotiomycetes; Eurotiales; Aspergillaceae
Gene: ftmC
Product: cytochrome P450 monooxygenase ftmC
Exons: 7
Coding region: 1-1803 (600 amino acids)
Molecular function (GO): monooxygenase activity; iron ion binding; heme binding
Source: RefSeq, a predicted model, not a curated record